UCUUUUGCUCGCUCUAAAUACGAAAAUGUCGCUUAAUCAUACGGCUUAAUCUUUGGCUAAUCACAAAUGAGCUUUAUUGCGAAGCACGAUUUCACAGGUACUAAACUCUGAAAGUUUCACGCGCAGAAUUUCACGAUUUCCAAAUGUUGUACAACUCCAUUUCUCUGCGUACAAGUAAUUUUUAUUUAUAUGUGAGAGUAAUAAUUAUAAAUAACCAAUACACUAAAAUUUAAAAAGAGCGCUGGCUUCCAAGGCCUUUGGCUCAUACAAGUAAUUAAUUGCCAGCAUUCACUGAGCAGUCAUGUGCCUACUUGGAUAGCUGAUUUGCUGGAUGACGCCUUGCAAAAAACAAAAACAAAACUUUAAAGUAAAGCCAAUUCUCAAAAAAAUAGUACGAGUAUGCUGUCAUUAAAUACCAGUCUUCGUUCACCAAGUUACAAGCGCUCUUGCUCUUCUUCAACUUUGCUGGGUCAUCGAAUACAUGAAAAAUGCGACAAGUCCCAAAAGUGCAUAUGUAGUUCGUUAAUUAUUCGAAACUAUCGACCACUUUGUGUGUGUAUUCCCUUUGGUUUGGUAGCGUAGUGUCUUAAAAUGCCAAAAGUAGCUUCUGCUUUUCCUCGGAGACGUACAAGCAAGCAUUUCAAAACCAUUUUCAACGUUCAAGCGAAGCGUACUGGACUUCGGUACAAAUUUCUACCUAAUAAAAUGAAUUUGUAUUUCAAUUUUCAACUACGGCUCCUCUUGCUCAAUUGGAUCUGCUUACAUUCAUCGUUGUUUGUGCGUUCAUGGGAAGUGGAGUUUAAUCGACAUUUCCUCUGCACAUUGGGCAAGAUCAUACGUGUGCAAGAGAUGAUUUGGUUCGUAAGCGACCAAAUGAAUACAACGAAUAGCGCAGGAUACCAGGAUCUGAUUAUAUCGAUGUACAAGUGCCUUGGACUCACACAGUCAAUUUUGAGCAAUCGCACCGAUAUCCGUUUCGUACAAUCCGAAAAUAAGAAACACGCACUGAGUGUUGUCUUUACUACCACACCGGAAGAUCCCAUCUUGCAUGUGCACGACCUUGCUUUGCGUGGACGCCAUUAUUACAUCAGUUUGUUAAUCGCGGUGAAUAUAGUGCACGAUUUCAAAGUGGUAGAGCAAUUCUUAUUGGGCUUGAAGAAACGUAAUUUCCAAUCGUCCCUGUUAUAUUUCUAUACUUCAAACCGAACAAAUGAACUUUUCGGGAAUAGUAUGUAUCUGGAGGUGAAACCUGAAAAUCGCUCGAACUACUUGGAAGAAAUAGGCCAAUUAUUGAACAAGAGUUUAGCUGGUGGUGCUGACAUGCUGGGUUACAAAAUGUAUACGCCGCUACGACAAGAUUUGCCACAUGUCUUCGGUUAUGUGAAUGCAAGCGGCCAAAUCAACUGGCGCGGUGCAUCCUAUAAUUUAUUGGAGGUAUUCACGAAGUACUGCAAUAGUUCCUUGAUUGAGUACGAAAUGCCGAAGGACCGGUUGGGUGGCGACGUUAUCGAUAUGAAGGCGGCGCUUGAAUUGAUACGUAGGAGCAAGGUGACUGUAAUGGCACACGCUUACGCGUUAUUCCAGGAGGACGAUGAGCUUAGUAAGAGUUAUCCGCUCAAGGUGGUGCGCUGGUGUCUCAUGGUUCCCGUUUGGAAUAGCGCUACAACAAUGCUUUAUCCCGUGGAACCAUUCGACAAUUGGACUUGGUUUGGUAUUGUUGGUGUUUUUGGCGCACUCGUGGUCACAAAGUGUCUGUGGUGCUGUUGGCAGGGUACACAUGAGUUGGCGGCACGCUUAGGUGAAAGCGUUUUGAAUAGCUUCUGCUUGAGUAUUGGCAUUGGCACGCCCAACGUUUUUAGUGCGCCCUCUGUAGUGGAUUUCUUCAUUUUCGUUUGCAUUUUCUUCUAUGGCUUCUUUCUCACAUCCAGCUACACCUCUCUACUGGGCAGCAUUUUUACAGUCACUUUAUUUAGCGCACAAAUCAACACAAUGGAUGAUCUCAUCAGCGCGAACAUAUCGGUGAUGAUUAUCGAUUAUGAGUUGGAGUUUUUGCGUUCAAGUGGCGAUGAAUUAGCGGAGAACUUCUCGCGUUUAAUUCUACCAGUAGAUUCGGCAACUUUUAAUUUGCAUCAAGUGCAGCUAAAUUCAAGCUUUGCUUACUUUGUGACCGAGGAAAAGUGGCACUUUCUGGAAUUGCAGCAAAAGUACCUCAAGCAAGGCAUUUUCAAAUUCAGCGAUAUUUGUUUCGGUUCCUAUCACUUAACCUACCCACUGCAGACGGAUUCUUUGCUCUAUCGAAAUCUCGAGUAUUUCAUAUACCGCACACAUUCUUCGGGUAUGUUGGACCACUACGAGAGUACAGCUUUCGAUUAUGCGGUCAAAGCCGGACUCGUGAAACGCUUGGCGGCCAAUUCGGAGUUCACAUCGGCUGGCAUGCAACAUUUGGUUGUUGUCUUUUUCAUGCUGUUGAUUAUGCUUGGUGUAAGUUUAAUUGUUUUUGUAAUAGAACUACAAUGCGCUCGUUUCAAAAAUGAAUGAAUGAAUUCAAUAGCAUUAAUUACGUAGAGCUGCGCUGCAAGAUGAAAUACGCGUCAAAUAGUGUGAGAGUCUAAUGUGUUAGGUGUGGUGAAAGGAAAAAAGGUGUUUGGUCCAAAUUUGUGAAGAUUGUAACUACU
Molecule: messenger RNA, 2675 nt
Organism: Anastrepha ludens (Mexican fruit fly)
Lineage: Eukaryota; Metazoa; Arthropoda; Insecta; Diptera; Tephritidae
Exons: 1
Coding region: 592-2538 (648 amino acids)
Source: RefSeq, a predicted model, not a curated record